CCUGUACAUCUAAGCUAGGUGCACUGCUCUAUAUGUCUCUAAACAUGAGCAAACUCGUGCUACUUUCUCUGGUGUCCUUGGCCACGGCCGCGCCGUUGAUCGUGAAACAGGAUAGCAACGAAUAUCAGCCUCAGUACCUGACUCGGUACCAGCCCGAAUUCCAGCCUCAGCUGUACAGCGGUUUCCAGCCCCUGGAGAGAUCCGACCACGACAGUGCGUCCAGUUCUGGUGGUGGAGGUUACGGCGGUGAUUACGGUGGUAGCUACGGGGGUGACAUUGGCGGAGGCCACGGCGGCGAUUUAGGCGGAGGUCACGGCGGCGAUUUAGGCGGAGAUCACGGCGGAAACUUCGAAGGAUCUUCCGGAGGAUACCAAUCGUCCGACGAUCACUCGAGUUCGGAUUAUUCGUCCUUCGGGGGAGGAUACGGGGGAGGAUACGGAGGAGGAUACGGAGGAGGAUACGGAGGGGGACACGAGGGUGGUGACGAAGGGCAUGGGAUAUCCUUCGACCAUGGACACAGUGUCGUGCAUAGCGAACCCGUGUCCGAACACGUUGAAGUGUCAAAGCCAGUGCCAAUCAAAGUGAUCAAACAUAUUGGAGUACCGGUUCCUCACAUCGUGAAGAUCGCUGUACCCCAUCCGGUGCCCGUCGGCGUGCCCCAUCAGUACCCAGUGGCGCAUCCGGUAGCAAAAGCGGUUCCUGUGCAAGUGAUAAAGACCGUCGCAGUCCCCGUGGAGAAGAAAGUCCCGUUCCCGGUGGAGAAGCAUAUCCCGGUCCCGGUGGAGAAGCCGGUGCCCAUCACGAUCGAAAAGCACGUGCCAGUGCCAGUCUACAAACCCUACCCGAUAAAGAUCCCCGUGUACAAGACGAUCUACCACCACGCGAAGAAGCACUAAAAAUUAGGCACUGACUACACUCGAGUUCGAUUCAACAUCGCGAUGGACUCGAGGUUGCAACGACUCACUGUUUUCCUUCUGUAUAUAUACUAAGCAUUGUUAUUAUUAUAUCUUUUUUAAUUUUAUACAUGUUACUUUUCGUUUUCGAAUAAAAUGCUUA
Molecule: messenger RNA, 1056 nt
Organism: Ceratina calcarata
Lineage: Eukaryota; Metazoa; Arthropoda; Insecta; Hymenoptera; Apidae
Product: protein argonaute 14
Exons: 3
Coding region: 33-896 (287 amino acids)
Source: RefSeq, a predicted model, not a curated record